CACUUUCGCAGUUCCAUACCCCCGCCCCACCAAUCAUGAAGUUUGAGCAGCAUUGGGGUGGUGAUCGAUGCGCAGUGGCGUCGGCGCUUGCGUGCGCGUCUACAGGCGAGGCCGAGGCCGUCAAGCUCGCCGAGAAGUCGGGCGUGUGCCGAUGCUCAACAUGCGGCAACAAGUUUUACAACGACAACGGGCCCAUCAGCCUCACUAUCUCGUUCGAGCGCGGCUCCGGCCGCAGCCGCGAUGUGCCCGAGCCUAUGGCCUUUGACACAACAUGGAAGGCACCGUUGGUCUCUGCCAUCGUCGCCGCCGCAGAGGCCAGCGGCGUGCCGUCGCACAAGCUCGCACUGCGGACAGCGCGCGCCAGCGGCUUCCGCCGCAUCCGCGCCCGCGACACCGCCCUCGGCCUCGCACUCAACACGGAUCUCGAGCUUGUCGCCGUCCUCCGCUAGAACGCAUGCAUUAAAGAAGCGCCCUCAACUCGA
Messenger RNA from Thecamonas trahens ATCC 50062, 482 nucleotides. RefSeq lists its product as uncharacterized. The record is from RefSeq and is a predicted model, not a curated record. The transcript has a single exon. Bases 36 to 449 code for a protein of 137 amino acids. NCBI's taxonomy places the organism in Eukaryota, Apusomonadida, Apusomonadidae.